Molecule: messenger RNA, 27545 nt
Organism: Leptopilina boulardi
Lineage: Eukaryota; Metazoa; Arthropoda; Insecta; Hymenoptera; Figitidae
Product: homeobox protein prospero
Exons: 8
Coding region: 1631-5095 (1154 amino acids)
Biological process (GO): regulation of transcription by RNA polymerase II
Cellular component (GO): nucleus
Molecular function (GO): RNA polymerase II cis-regulatory region sequence-specific DNA binding; DNA-binding transcription factor activity, RNA polymerase II-specific
Source: RefSeq, a predicted model, not a curated record
ACUGCAGGGUUAGGGUGGUCUUUAGGUCUGUCAGUAGCAAAGCGGCGGCCUCAUCAUACGGAGCUGCUGGGCUGACCAGCUAGGCCGAAAGUCACUUAAAGACGCGUACCACACCUUGUAAUAUAACACCCCCCAAAAAAAAAAAAAAAUAACCGCUACACACACUCACGCCAUCUACACACAGCCUCCCCCCGCACACACAUACAUACAUACAGACAUACAUACACAUGACACACGACAUUCAAGAUACACGAAUACACAUACAAUUACGUGUGCACCUUCAAGGACCUAAGCGAGGCAAAGGCGCGAUUAUACGCUGACCGACCGUCGAAAGAAAAAGACACUUCGCGAGAUAAACCAAAAGAACAAUACAAUUGUUUUUGUGUUCUUUUUUUGUUUUUUAACAAAAGACAGUGUUGGAUUUUUUAAAAAUUUUUUUUUGCAAAAUAUUUUUUUUCAUUGUGGAAGUUAUAUGUAAAAAAAAAAAAAAACGCGAGUGAAUAUAAUUAAGAGUGAGAUUUUGACAAAAAUGGAUAUUUUCACAGUGCUUUUAGAUUGAAAAUUUUUUUUUCUCAAUUUACUGAAUCAGUGGAUUUUUGUAUUUUUUUUUUUUUUUUUUUUAAAUACUUAUGACUGUCCAUCACUUAUGAUUUUGUUUUAUAAGUGUUCCCCACGUGUUUUUUUUCUGUCUGAUAUAUAUACACACGGAUAAAAGGCACAGUGAGCAAAAAAGAUUGAAAAAUGACGCCGUAACGGAGAGUCGGCUGGUGCAAGAACCAGAUAAGAGAGCAUCCGGCACCGUCAACAAACACCACGACAACACAAUCAUCACGGAAAAUAAAAAAGAGUGGAUAAUCGAGCCGAGGGAGCGAGGGGCAGUUAGCCCUUUGGCGAACUCGAAGGAUGCAGCUCCCAGGGGGGAGCACGAGGAUUCCGCCAGCGUGCGUUCCAAUUCUCGCAAAAAUCACCAGCAUAAUAAUUGACAAAUACAAUCACAAAAGUAAAUCGAGAAUUAGUAAAAGUAGAUAUCGUCGUGGCAGGGGCAUAGAGUGUUGCACUAGCCUCGACCACAAGCCGAUUCCAUUGAAAAAACGUCGCGGUUUCGACUCGAGUACAAUCCGUCGACACCGAGAUACACGGCGGAAGGUGUGGGACAAGGAAUAGUGAAAAGAUUAGGAAGGCGGAGAAGAGUAAGAAACGAGAUAAAAGGGAAGAGAAAGAAGGAAGAAAGGACGAGGGUAGAUAAGAAAUUGAGAAAGAGUGUUGUCGUCAUAGAGGGCGACGGAAGAAUUAGGAAGAAGAAGAAAAAGAAGAAGAAGAAGAAGGAAGAGGAGGAGGAGGAGGAAGAAUCAGGGAAAAGGGUGAAGGAGAAAAAUCAACAACGGUUGGCGAAGGAGAAGGAAAAGUGGAAAGGGAGCUUGAGAGUGGCUGAAAAGUGGGGAGAAAGAAACGAGGAGGCAGCAGCUGCAAAGGUGGUAGGGGUAGAAAUAUCGUGUAGAAGCAUCGACAGUAGUAAAGGCAGCGCUCCGUGUUACGAGGGGCUAUUCAAGCGUGAGGGGGAGGGGUGACAAGAAGCCCUGGCGGGGAGGGGAAACGGAGGCCUUCGGGGGGCCGACCAACCAGACGGCUGAUGAUGUCAUCGGAGGAGGAGACCGAGUGUUUCGCCCUCUACGGAGCAACCACGGACAGUAAGCAACAGCAACUCUUGAAGAAGCAGAAGCGCACCAGACAGCGCGUGGACGCCGGCGAGCCGCGUAACAGCUACUCGAGUAUACCGAACUUCACGUCGCGACCUUCAUUUCCCGGCGGUGCAUUUUACGGUGCGAUAUUCAGUGGUAACGGUGUGCCACACCAAAACACUCAACCGCAUCAACAACAACAACAUCUACAACAACAACAACAACAGCAGCAACUCCAGCAACAGUCUGGAGUGCCUAGAAGUCAAGGUCAUCUCGGUGCUACAACGACGGGUCCCACGGCAGCCCAGCAGCAUUCUGCCCAUCCGGCCUUCGGGUUUUUUGGGGCAACGGGCUUCGGCCCUCCCAAGAUGCUUAACGAACUCCUAGGCCGUCAGGUCAAGCAGGCCAGCGACGCCGGAGGAUCGCCACUUGAAGCCAGCCACGGAAUGACUGGCGCUGGCAUGGACUCUGCCACCAAUUUGCAACAAGGGGCAGUUGUCAAUUGUGAUGAACUAAGUACGGCGGAAUUAGCGCCUCACAUGUUACGCAACUUACUCCAAACGCACAAGCUCAAUGCCCUCUCUGCGCAGGAUCAACCCACCAACAACAAUAGUAUUCACAAUAAUAACAAUAACAAUACAACCACGGAUCUACUUAAAUCCCAACAGCAUCAACAACACAGUCCUCAUCAUCAACAUAAUAGUGAGAGUGCGCGCAGUGGAACAGUGCAGAGUGGCGGCGAAGAAAGUGUUGAUGGUAAUGUGAAUAAUACGAACCAUAGUGAUCGCGAUAGCGUAAUGCCAGGUGAUGCCGAAGAUAGUGCCGAAGAUGUUGCUUCAGCACAACGCGCAAUGGAUGAGGCAUUAGCCGAAGCUGGCAUGGAGCCUGGUGCAAAUUUAGAUGGUUCUGAUUGUGAGCAAAGCCUUCCCUCCAGUCCCUCAGUUCCACAAUCGGUAUCAAUUUCCGUCAAGGAGGAGAUGCAAGAUCUCAAACGUAGCCCCAGUAAUUCACCCUGUCCAAUACUUCCAAAAACUGAGACAAAUUCACCAACGACUGAAAUAAAACGUGCACGAGUUGAAAAUAUUGUCAGCUCAAUGAGAAGCAGUCCAGCAUUACAACCAGUCACUGUCAACGGCUGUAAAAAACGAAAACUUUAUCAACCUCAACAACAAACGGUUCACCAUGUUCUCCAACAUAGCGUUACUGACACAAUGAUGGAUUACGAGGAGGACAGCGAGGACGAAGAGGAUACACAUCCUUUUAGACAAAAACGUGAUAAACUAAAGAUCCAGUUGCAGGGUCUUCAAGAACAAUUAGCUGAAAUGCAACAAAAGUACAACGAGCUCUCCAGCAAAGUGGAUGGGGAAGCGAACGAUAGCGGAGACGCGCCACCUAGUCCACAACUUCCACCUCAGCCCCCACCGCGACCACCGCGACCUCAUCCACCUCCGUACAAUGGCAUUGCAAAUUUGACACCCGAUCAUACGCACGUUGCCGCGGCAGCCGUCUAUCAUAAAUUAUAUCUCGAGCAACAACAACAACAGCAACAGGCUGUCCUUGAAAGAAUGAAACAACAUCAGGAGGCCGCCAGGCAGCAACAUCAACAAAAUUCACCCCAAUUGUCAACACCAUCACAACAGCCAAGUCAAAAUAGUACAGCGCCACCAACUCCACAAACACCCCAAUUGCAAUCAUCAAAUACACCUUUGCUUCACAAAGACUAUAAAGAUUUUCAAGAGAGAUUAACAGUCUUCCGAGGUGCAACACAAAGUUCCGGUUCCUCUGCAACUCAUAUUACCGGCGAUGAUCUCGAGGGUUUUGCCGAUACGCUGAAAAAAGAAAUUAGCACAUCAUUGUCAUCAUUGAUCGAUAGUGUAUUAGCGAGGUACGCACCUCAAAGACGACUUAUGAAUAAACAAAAUGAAGCAGUGCAAUCGGCAACUGAACAAUUUAGCAAGGACAUAUUGGCAAGUCAAGUUCUCGAGAGAAAAUCACCGAGAACGAAGGUAGUUGAUCGAGGAGCACCACAAACACCGGGUGGCCCAAACGGGCUACGGGGGCCCUUAAACGGUGGGCCCCCGCCUCCACAAUCUACGGGGUUUCCCCAACUAGGUCCCAUGGGUGGUGGUCCCCAUGGUCCACUCUCUGGUCCCACCGAAAAUAACCUCAAUCAAAUUAAUCAACUGCCACCGCACGUUAGGCCAAGCGUUGGAAUGUUUCAAACUCCGAAACCAUCCUCGAUAUAUGCAAUGGCCUCGAUGCACGCGCAGCAACAACAACAACAACAACAACAGCAGCAACAACAACAACAACAACAAAGAGAUCAACAACGAGAUCAACGUGAACAAUAUUGCAAUUUGAGAAAUGAUGACAGGGAGAGCAGGGAUUCAGAGCAGAAUGAGGCCCUUUCGCUUGUCAUGACGCCAAAGAAAAAACGCCAUAAGUUGUUUUCUCAGGUGACCGAUACAAGGAUUACUCCAAGAACAGUAUCAAGAAUAUUAGCGCAAGAGGGUUCAGUGUCACAGGGAGGAAGUGAUAGUCCACCACCACCUCCACCUCCUAGACCUUAUCAUACACCAAUGCUGCCAGUAUCUCUGCCAACAAGUGUAGCGAUACCAAAUCCAAGCCUCCAUGAGAGUCAAGUAUUCUCACCUUAUUCGCCGUUCUUUAAUCCUCAUCCGGGACAUCCGGGUCAGGUACCACCACCAGGGCCUCAUCAUCUUCCGGCAAGUCCACCCGGCAGUGGUAUUGAACUCAGGGAUUCACCUCCACUGCCUCAUCCCCCGGCAAUGUUGCAUCCUGCCCUUCUAGCGGCAGCGCAACACGGCAGUCCAGAUUAUGGACAUUUAAGGAUGGACAGCACCGACCGAGGUAGCGAUUGCAACUCCGGUGAUAUCAGUUACGAUGGAGUUCAGCCUACAUCGUCGACGUUGACGCCAAUGCAUCUCAGGAAGGCGAAGCUGAUGUUCUUCUGGGUGAGGUAUCCGUCCUCAGCUGUCCUCAAGAUGUACUUCCCCGACAUCAAAUUCAACAAAAAUAACACCGCACAGCUGGUCAAGUGGUUUUCCAACUUUCGAGAGUUCUACUACAUUCAGAUGGAAAAAUACGCGAGACAAGCUGUAUCGGAGGGUGUCAAGAAUUCUGAUGAUCUUCGAGUUGGAGGUGAUUCGGAAAUCUAUCGAGUUCUCAAUCUUCACUACAACCGCAACAACCACAUUGAGGUAUGGGGUCCCCAGGUGCCUGGCAAUUUUAGGUACGUUGUGGAGCAAACUUUGAAAGAAUUUUUCAAAGCUAUUCAAGGUGGUAAGGACACGGAGCAAUCAUGGAAGAAAUCAAUCUAUAAAGUGAUCUCAAGGCUAGACGAUCCGGUACCAGAGUACUUUAAAAGUCCAAAUUUCCUGGAACAAUUGGAAUAGAUUCUCUGCACAUCAUAAAUUAGCAGAGCAUCGAGUGUGAUUGCUUGAUGAUCGGCAGAGGUAUAGAGAAAAAAAAAAAAAAAAAAAAACUGACAACGACGGCUGAGAAGGAUUUUAAUCUCGUGAUUGACCGUCGAUGGAAGCGCAUCAGGUAUCCUUAGUAACAUAUCGAAACUGAGCGAGAGGAAAAACGAAAGCAAAAAAAAAAAAAAAAAAACCACCGAGAGAUCAUCAUUUUUAAAAAAUUUUAAAAAUAAAAUAAAAUCUUCGUCGACAUAUGAAGAUUUUUACAUCGGAUAUAAUCCGAUCCGUACUUCGAUGUACAAAAUAAGAAAAAUCUUUGUUGGGUGAUAGGAAAUAAAUCUCGAAUAAUGUGAAAUUUGGGCGAGAUGACAAUUUUCAUUAAUUGACAAAAAUCCGGAUGAGAAGGUCGAUUCGCGCACAAUUUUAUUGUUUAUAAAUUGACUUUUUCAAUCGAAGCAUUUUUUUUUUUUUAUACGAAAAUUGUAUUUUAAUUUAAAAAAAAAAAAAAUGAAAGGGCUUUGUAAAUUAUUAAUUCUUGCACUUUAAUACACGAAACUAUCCUAGUUGAGUUGUCGAGAUAAAAAUUCUUUUUUUUCGAUGAAGUUCAAAGAACUUAAAUUAAUUAUCAAAAUUAUUAAUAUGAAAAAUAAAAUUCAAUGGAACGAUGUGGAAUAAAUCGCCAAGCGCUUAAUUCCAUGUCGUUACCCAAUAAAAAAAAAAAAAAAAAAAUUCGCUAUCGACAUACUCUUCUGGUACAAUUUCGUGAUUGUGAUACUCGUCACGUGCUGUGAAGAAUUGUUUUUUUUUUCUUUUUUUUUUUUAGAACAAAAAUCGAGAGUUAAAAAAAAAAAAAUAAAAAAAAAAUGAAAAACGUCUAAAAGAUGCAAUCUCUUAUCUUGGGAGAAAUUUUUGCAAUACGUGACGAGCACCAUUUCGGCCUUGGAGAUGACUCGAUGACGAGAACUCCAAAAUGGCAUUUCUGCAAACGCAAAUAUAAAAAAAAGGGCAGAUUUUUUUUUUUAGAAAAGGUAUUUAAAUACCAAAUUUUGAACUUUCGGGUUCUUUAAAAUUGUAUAUAAAAUUGUAUUGUAUAGGCCACAGAGCAAAGUACGAUCGACGUGACGCAACUUAUUAUUAUUUUUUCGUGCAACAGAAUGGAUGCGAGUUGGAAAAAUAGAGAGAAUGGAUGACGAGGGCUUUUCACGAAGGGCAAAUUAAAAGAAAAAAAAAAUACGAAAACUUCGCGAAAAGAUUUCGUUAAGGAAAGUGGAUAGUUUUUUUUUCUCAAUUUCUCAGCAAAUUUAAAAUACGUACAAUUUUUUUUAAUGCUAUUGGACCAAAAAUGCAUUAAUGCUAGGAUAGAUACAGAUUGUUCCAAAAAAAAAAAAAUAAUUUUUGAUAAUCUGUGUUUCAGCGGAGAUUUAAUAUCAGAACGAUGGAUUUUUUUUUUCUUAUUUUUCGUUAAUUUUAUAGUUUUAGUAAAUUAGUUUUACAUUCGACAAGUCUAAUUUUACCUAAAUACAAUAAAAAUUAGUCGUCAUUAACACAAUUUUGAAAACAAAAUUCAUGGGUGUUUAAACAAAUUUUAUGUUACAACAAUUUAAACAAAAAAUUUAUCCGUAACAACUUCAAACAAGUUGGUCCAUUAUUUUUGAAUUAUAUCCUUACAGUGAAAUGUUUCCUUGAAUCAAAAAAGUAUUUCUUUGCUAUAGGAUUUAUCUUUAAUUUAGGAAAAAAAUUUUAUUUUGAUUUACAAAGAAUUUUUUUUUUUUUUAUUCUAAAUAAAUAUACAGUGGAAAAAAAUUUAUUUAAUUUCAAAUAAUCGGUUACUUUAUUAUCAAAUAAAUUUUUUUUCACUGUAAUAAAUUAAAUAAAUUUUGAAUUAAAUAAAUUUAAAUUACAUAAAUUUUGAAUUAAGUAAAUUUAAAUUAAAUAAAUUUUGAAUUAAAUAAAUUUUGAAUUAAAUAAAUUUAAAUUAAAUAAAUUUAAUUUAAAUAAAUUUAAAAUAAAUAAAAUUAAAUCAAAUAAAUUUUUUUUCUGUUAAAUUAAAAAAAAAGGUUUCUUUGCUUCUGUAUUAAAGAAAAAAUUUUUUCAAUUCAAAGAAACAUUUUUCGUAUGGGAGACAAUAAAUUUCGAAAAAAAAAUUAAAGAAAAUACAUUGAAUAAAAAAAUUUUUAUUUAAAGUAGCAAACUUUGAAUGAAAAUUUCGAACUUUAAAACACAACUCUAAAAUAUCAAUUUUCAAUAUUUGGAACUAAUUUGAGAAUUUUAAAGUUCGAAACCAAACGGAAUUAAAGUUUGUAACUUUAACAGGGGGGGGGAAACAUAAAAAAACAUACGUUCUUCCGCGAGGCAUUAAUGAUAAUUAAAUAUAAUUAAUAAUAUUCGUUACUAUUAGUAUUAUUUGAGAUGCUAGGCUAGUGUCGAGAUAAACGUGUAAAGAAUACUAAAAAAAAAACAACAAAAAAAAAAAGAAAUUAAAAAAGAAGAGAGUGAAUCGUACCGGCGGCGUCCUGAUAGUAGUAGACAAAGAUAAGGUGAAAUUGACAUUAGACGCGGGUACGUAUCUAUUUAGAGUAGAUUAUAUUGAGAGAAUAUAAUUAUAUAUAAAUAUAUAUAUAGAUAUAUUAAAAUUUUUUGAGAAGUUAAUAACGACGCGAUUUCAUCAAUGUUGAACACGAAUUAUUGCGCAUAGAUGCACGUAGACAAUUAUUUUAUAGAUAUAAAAAAAAAAAAAAAAAAAAAAAAACGCGAAAUUUGUGUUCUUAUUGUUGCACUCUCAAUGAGAGGGAUCAAUUGUAGAUAAAAAGAAAAAAAAGAAUUACUAUUUUGGAUUAUAGCGAGAUUUCGCAAUUUUAUCUUUAUACUAUUUCUAUCGCUAAAAUCCAAUGUCACGUCGGGGUUUUUUUUAUUAUAUUUUUAUGAGUUAAUUUUAAUUAAGCUAAUUUUAAUUUACACGCAAUUUUUCCUGCACUCCCCUCCCCCCCCCCUCUUAUUUUUCCACAGUAUUUCAUAUUCCCAAAUGUAUUUUAGAUCCUCCCCAAAAAAAUGCUGUAGUUGAGAUUAUGAUUUAGAUUUAUUGUAUGAUUUAGCUUAGUAUAUAUUAUAUUAUAUUAUAUUAUAUAUAUUAUAUAUUAUAUAAUAAUACACACACUUUUGCAAGCGGUGAGUCUUAACCUAGUCACGAGUCACUAUUUUUUAAUUAAUUAUUAUCAAUCGAUUUAUUGAUAAUUUUAUUUAUUAUUCACGCAAAUAAAAACAAAAAAAAAACAUUAAAUAUAAUUUGCUUUAUUAAUUUAUUUUUAAUUUCCAAUUUUUCCAUCCAUUUUUUUUUAUAUAUCCAGAAAAAAAAACCCUCGACUGUUUCUCGGCUUAAAAAUCUUGGGCCUUGAAUGUUUCAAAGUUGUAAAUUUUAAAAGCUCAUUUAAAAAAAAAAAAAAAACGUUUUUCUGGCCUAAGAAUUUUCUUCAUUUCUUUGGCAUUGGCCUAAGGGCGAUUAGAAUUUUUUUUUUUUUACAACUUUGAACAAAACGAAAUUUUUGUUUACAGUCGAGGGAAGCUCUAAUUAUUUUUUUUUUCUGCAAAUCAUUUUUUUCUUUUGCUUUUUUUUUUGAACACAAAAAAAAAUCAAAUCGCGUUGUAUUUAACGAGACAAAAUUUUUUGACGAAAGUUGAAAUAAAAAAAAAAAAAAAAAAAAAAAUUGACAAUUUUUCAGUGCAAUUUUUUUCUUAUCGAAAAUUCAAAUCAUCGAAGUAAUUUUUAAUUGUAAAUUUUCUAUCUGGACGCCGCCGCGGUGAUUGCGUCACAGUUAUUAUUAUAUGAAAUAUUCUUCACUCUGUAACUAUACGGUACAUUUUUUUUUUUUUUUGAAUUUGGAAGAAACAUUUUUUUUUUUUUGUCAAGAAUUCUGCCAUCUCGUCCAGAGAAUGACAGACCGAAUAAAAAAAAACGAGAUCGAUGAAACCGAUUUUUUAAUAAUAAAAAAAAAAAUAAAUAUUAAUAAUAAAUAAUAAUAAAUAAAAGCAAAUAACAGAAGAAAAAGAUGAAACGAAGCAAAAGAUAGUAAAAGUGGUGCGCGAAGUGACUAUAAAAGCACCAUUUUCAAAUAUCCUCGACACUAUUUAAAAAAAAAAAAAAGAGUUAAAUUUGUUUAGAUAAGAAAAAAACCGUUUUAAUGAAAAAAAAAGAAAAAAAUUUAUAAUCGAUCGACUCGCCGUAUCAGUGCAAGGAGACGAUAAUAAAACUUUAAGAGAUAAACGGAUACUCUAAACACAAGGGUGGUAAGAAAAAAAAAAUGUGGGGAAAAAUAAGAGAGAAUAAAUAAUACGUACAUACCUAAACGCGUAAAUAAGGCAAAAAAAAAAAAAAAUAACGUAAACAGAAUAUUAAGUAAUAGUAUUUAACGUUAAACACUUGCAAGCUAUUAAUUAUUAUAUUACGAUUAAUUAAAGAUAAAAAGUGGCAGGCGACACACCUACCUUAAACUAAUAAACUAAUUAUUAAUACGAUUAUUAUUAACUAUCGAGUUUUUCGUGAUUAAGUCGUGAUAAACGAGAAUCGGAGUAAGUUAAUGAGAGACAAUUUCCUCGACUAUUAGAGUGUAUCACAAAAAAAAAAAUUGCAAUCGAAGGAGGACGCUGAUAGAUUUUUUUUUUUUUUCGUAGAAUUUAGAAAAAAGAAAAGCGUCUUCCUGAAAUUAUCCGUUUUCCGGUGCGUGAGAAAAAAAAAUUUUUUUUGUGCGACUGAUAUUAAUAAAAUGAAAGAGCGAGAAUUUUUUUUUUUUUUGUGUAAAUGAAAGAAUAAUUAAUAUUACAUUUUUAUGCGAGUACCGCGUGCGUUACUAACUGAUUGUUGAACGCGUGCGAAAAAUAAAAAAAAUUUUCUGUGUGAUAAUCUCGUACAUGUAGAGUGUUAAGAUAAUGGAUUUUGGCGCGGUUGUGGUCAGGCGUGGAAUGAGGAAGCUCAAGGAUUCAUAUGAGAUCGCUCAGAAAUAAUAAUAAUAAUAAUAAUAAUUUAUCGAAGGAUAAAGAUCCUUUUACAUAUCACUGAUUCAAUAUAUAUUAUUUAAUCAAAGUUGUCGAUUUCUCCAACUUUGUGAAUUUAAUAUUUAAAAAAAUUGUUUUUUUUUUUUACAGAUAAAUUUCGAAAGAUAAAGAAAAAUGAACAGUUUUUAAAUUUUACAAAGCAAUGAAUUUUAAAACUACAACAAUUUUUUGUGGAAUAUUGUCAUUUUUUUUGUGAUAUUUUACAGAAUAAGAGGCUGUUGAUACUCCAGCUCUUGGAACAUUUUUAUUUUUUAUAACAUACAUCAAUUUUAACUUUAAUUUACAGAAUGAAUUUUUGAGAGGUCUGUUGAUACUCCAGCUCUCAAAAUCAAAGUUAAAAAAAAAUAAUUCUCUGAAUUUCUUAAAAAUUGUUGUGGAUUUAGAAAUUAUAAUCUUAAUUUUAAUAAUUAAACAUGAAAAAAUAAUUUUUAAUUAACAUGUUAAUUAAUUUUUGUUAUUUCGAAAUAAAAAUAUAUUUUACAGAAUAAGAGAGGCUGUUGAUACUCCAGCUCUCUGUUAAUUUAUAUAUAUUUUUUUUUUAAAAAACUGUUCAUUUUAAAAAUCACGUUUUCAUCAUUUUGGUUAAAUUUAAUUUUUCGAGAGAUUAAAUUCUACAUUUGCGCAGAAGCAAAACAUUCUGCGCAGACGCAGAACCUUUAACCUCUCGAAAAAUUUAAAGUAGCAACAUUCUGCGCAGACGCAGAAUCAUUAACCUCUCGAAAGAUUAAAUUUAACCCAUUGAAAAGAAAUUCAAUUAAAUUUUAGUCGACAUUUUUUUUUCAACUGUUAGUAAAAUUUAACUUAUUCAAAUUAGUAAUUUUUAAAUUCAAAGAUAUAUAAAUAUAUAUAUAAUUUACAGAAAUUCAAGAGGCUGUCGAUACUCCAGCUCUUGAUGAAAACAAUUUGUUGUUUUUUUUUUAAAUUCUAUUCUUUUUUCAAAAUGAUUUUUCGCAAAAUAAUUUAAAAAUUUGUACAAUACAAAUAUAAAUUACAGUUAUUUACUGUAAUAAUAAUUAGCAAAAUUCAAUUAGGCAUUGAAAAAAAAAAAAAAAAAAAAUAUUGAAUCAACGAAAGAAAAAAAAAAAUUUAAUGAGCGCAUCUUGGAAUCCAAGAGUUAAGGGGGUUAUUAGAAACUUUAGGGGUGGGGGGGAGGGGUUGCGAUUUUUUGUCGAAUAAUGUGGAUGGUGCAGAAGCGUAGGGAGCCAAGUGUCCUUGAUGCGACCGUCGUUGAAGCCAAAUUUAAAAUCUCUCGUGAUCUCACCAAAAAAAAAAAAAAUUUUUUUUUUUUUUUUUUUUUGGAUUAACGAGCGAAAGAUCGUCAUCGAUAAUAACAACAUAUAUAUAUAUAUUAUAUAUAUAUAUAUGCGAUUUCGGACUGAGUUCGGAACCACGGGCUAGAGACGUUCGGCGCAAACCGAUCCUAGAAGAGACAGAGAAAGAAGAAAGCGAGAGGGAGAAUAAGUGAGAAAGAGAGAAAGAGAUAUAGAUAGAGUUUGAAUGAGUAAAGAAAGAAAAGAAAGAAGAAGAAAAAAAAAUUAUACAGAGAAAAGCCGACCUCCUUGCCUACCGGGAGGUCCGCAAAUAUAUUGUAAAGACAACUAGUAUUUAAAAAAAAAAAAAAUUAAGAAGUCGAAAAAUGAAAAAAAUUAAAAAAAAAAAAAAAAAAAUAGGGGGGAAAGGGAGAAAAAGUGAUGAAAUUUAUAAUGACCGUUAAAUGUAUAAGUAAAAUUAAAAAAAAAAUUACUACGUUAAAAUUAUGUCCUUUCCUUUAUGCACGAUACUCUUUGGCAGCUCUUUUGGCGAGUAGAGACACCAGCUCAUUAUAUACAUACAACACGUCUUUUGGCAGUGAAGAUGAAUGAAUCUGAUUGUGUGAAUGUGGAGAAAACGAAAAAUAAAAAUUCUGCUACCACGGUCCCGUCGUCCGACUCAGUGGCGCUAUCGAAAUUCACAAUUAGCGCUCAAAUUUAAAAAAAAAAAUUAAUAAUAAUUAGGUAUAUAUAUUUAAAAAAAAAAAAAAAAAAACAUCAAGUACGCAGUGGACGAACAGUGCUAUCCAUAAAAAAAAAACCCUACCGGUCACCUAGAGUAAAACCUUAUGUAAGAAUGAUUAUACAGACAGAAAAAAAAAUAUACCUCGUUCCGAAACGUUCAUCCCCUUGGCCAAUUACAUUCAACAACCAAUAGUUGGUCCUCCCGGGGGGUUUUUUUUCCAAUUUUUCUUUCUAUUCUUAUUUUCGAUUUCAUUUUUUUUUUUUUUUGCUAUUUCAUUUUCAUUUCAUUUUUCUUCAUUUUUAUUUUAAUAUUAUUUGCUAUCUUUAUUAUCUUCUUUGGAAUUUCAAUGGCUGUGGAACUUUUUUUUUAAUUUCCCUUUGCUAAAUAAUCGCUGAUUUUUUAAUUUCUUUUAUUUCGUUUUCUUAAAAUCUCUCUAUUAAUCGGUUUUGUAUAUAGGUUAAACACAUGUUGCGUCUGCGCAGAAUGUUUCAACUUUGCGCAAACGCAAGAAUGUUAACCUCCCUUGAGAAUUUUUUUCACAAAAACCAAAAAUUAUUAAAUUAAAAUUCCUUAUUAAUCAUUCCAAAGAAGUUAGAAAAAAGAAAAUUUUUUUUUUUGUGAAAGGGGAGGACAGGAUGAAGAACGCUAGGCGUGUAUAAAGAUGAACACACAUGAGAUUAGAGUGUAUAUGUAUGGACCUCCUGAAGAAAAAGAUAUAUAUAUAUACACACACACACAAUUGAACAUACGUAUCAACAAGCAGUGGAGUAGGUUAUUCGUACUUAUAAAAUUAGAAGCUCCUAGUUGAAUAAGAGUAAUAAUAUUUAGUAACGAAAAAAAAAAAAUAAAUAAAAUACGAACGAGCAGUAGCAACUAAAUUGAUGUGUGAGGAUGUAAGCUAGAUCGCCACACUGAGUCUAGGUCCUCAGAGGAAACGCAGACCCUUCAAAAGAAUAAUAAAAAAAAAAAAAUAAUAAAAAUAAGAAAAAAAAAAAAAUUUUUGUUAAUACAUCGAGUCCGAUUUGCCAACUUUAAUUUUCUAUUUCAUUUCUAUAAUGAGAAUUAAAAUCUCAUAGAGAAAAGUAUCUCAUAUUUUCUAUACUUCAUGAGAGGAUCAAAAACCUCCGUACCAUCAAUGAGAGGACCAAAUCUACAGUUCUAUAAAUCUUUCUAAUCUCAGAAAUCAAGAGGACCAUACAUUGCCAAUUGAAGAAAAAAAAAAAAAAAAAAAAAAAAAACUGAAGAAAUUUUUUUUACAAUUGACAAAGUUGGCAAAUCGAUCGAUGGGAAAGUCUUGAACGAUUGUGGGAAUUGUUUUUCUGCGUCCCACAUUGAUCUUCCAGAAUUUUUUUUUUAAGACAAAAAAAAAAAACAAGGAAGAUUCAUCGUGGGACAUCGUUGUCACAGCAAGUACUUUUUAGGCUCAUCUCAUUUUGUCAAUUUGUUUUCAAGAAAAAAAAAAAAUGCAUGGUCCAAAUUGUGAAUAAUUUUCCAUAUUCAAAUACUUCCGUCCUUUUUGUAUCCGAAUUUGGAUUCAAAACAAAUUUUUUCUUUUUUUUUGGUAAAAUCAACCGGAUUUCUUUGCAAUAGACUAACGAAUUGAAAAAAAAAAUUUGGACCUAAUUCUUGAAUGCAAAAUUGAACAAAAUGUUUAUUUGAUGGGAACCUGUCUACUUUGAUGAACGCAUUACGAUAUUUGACGAACUGCCAUUUUCGAUAUAUAUGAAUAAUAUAUAUAUAUAUAUAUAUAUAUAGUUUUUCAUUUUUCAACGUUCUUCCGGCGUUUUUCUUCGGAUUUCGUUUAAGACACUUUUUUAUUUCGCUAUCCUCGGUUGCGCACAAGACGAGAAUAUGAAAAAAAAGAAGAAAAAAAAAAAAAGUGAAAGUAGGGGAAGCAAAAAUUUAGUUCUUUGGCACAAAAAAAGAAGAAAAAAAAAUUUAAACGAGUACACGGGGACUUGUGGAACAUAUUCGCAUGUGUCAUUUUUGAACACUUUAUACAAAAAAAAAAAUCACAAAUAUUGGUCGUGAUUUUGUCCUAUAGGGGAAGUCCUUUAAUUUUUUAAAUUGCCAUCCAAUGUUAAUUAAAUAUUAUUUUUGAUCCAAUUUAUAUUCGCUCGUUGGGCAUUAUAAUAAAGUCACUAAGAAAAUUAUCGCGUAUCAAAAAAAAAAAAAAAGAAAGGGUACGAAACUCUUGGGCAUUUUUCUCAGGGAAUCGAAAAAUUUUGUGAUUUUCAUGGCUUUAGGCAAAAUUAUCAAGUGAUAUAGGUGUUGCUAAAAAAAAGAGUUGUUAUUUUAUCUGAUUUUAAUAUCCCCCCCCCCCAAAAAAAAAUAUAUUCUAAAAAAAGAUUUUUUCCAAAUAAACAUUAAUUAACAUCAGAUGGCAAUGGAUUUCUUCCUAUAUUAAAAAAAAAAAAAUUGAAAAAAAAAAUUAAAACAACCAUACGAACAUAUGCAGUUUCGGCCCGAAUCCAAAAGACACAUCAAGGAAAAAAGUACAAGUUUUCACGUUUGCGCCUUACAUUAAAAUUAAAAGUUGAUCAAAAGCGUAUUCUUACCAAAAUCGGCCUUAGUAUAUACUUUUCCAAAAAAAAAAAAAAAAAAAAUAAUAAUAAUACUAAUAAUAAUAAAGUAACCACCGGAGAAUUGCACCCAAAGCGAAUAUCAUUGGUUAUAGUAAAUACUGAAAAAAAAAAAAAAAAAUCACCAACGAAAACAUAAUGAAUCCGCUUUGGGAACAAAAUCAAAUCUCCGAAACAUCCUCCACAUCCCCGAGACCCUUCUAGAAAAAAAUAAAGAAAAAAAAAGACUCUUUUCGAGUAGAAAGAAAAACAUUUCCUGCAUGUUGACGCGAGUGGAUGGGUCACUCACAAAUAGUGAAAAAUGCGAAAAUUUGUUUUUUUUUUUGGGUUUUUUUGUUUUUUUUUUUUUUUGGGUGACCCCACCAUAACGUCUGCGCGUUUGGGCCAGCUCGUCUAUCAUACUGAUAAGAUCAAAAAACCGUUCAACGAUGUAAACGACAUGUGACAGCAAUCGUUACGCUUGCGUUUUAAUAAAGGAACAUAACGUUCGUUAAGUGUGCAUGAUUAAAAAUAAUAAUAAAAGAAAAAAAAAAAAUACAUAUAGGACAUACACCGUACGGGUCGUUGAUGGUGCUACUAAUUCUUCAGUAUUAAAAAUACUAUUUGUGCAAUAGUUUUUUUUUUUUUUUUUUUUUUUUUUGAAACAGCUUCAACUCCGCUAAAAAAACAGGAUCCGUCAUUAUUUCAGGAUUAUCUGUAUACAAAAAUCUUAAGAAAUGAAAUCUUAAGAAAUAAUGAAAAAUCAAAGGAAAUUUGAUAACAGGAAAAAAAAAAAAUGAUGAGAAUCGAUCACAGCGAAGUUCAACGACCGUCAACCUCUCGUAUGGUAAUCUCAGAAUCAACCCCCCCUUAGAACAAAUACCGCCUACCAAAUCCAACAAUCAUCCAUAAAACCUGAUCUAUUCCUCACAGUUACGCAAAUCUGUCUCAAUACACUUUUUGUAAUAACAAAAAAAAAUAUUUAGAAGGGCACGAAUCAAGGAUUAAGAAAAAGAAGAAGAAGCUGCGAACUAAUGAAUUGUACUGUGACUCAUUGUUUCAUCGUGACAUCGCAUCACUCGCAUCACAAAAAAAAAAAAAAAAAAUUGUGAGGUCAAAAAAAUCACAGUCGAGAAAAAUGAGAUGGCCCAAAAGGGGCAGAACUCGACGAGAAAAAAUCCGAAAGGGAAUUAGAAAACUCAAACAAAAAAAAAGAUGUCAAACAAUCAUAAUCGUCCGCAGAAAAAUGGUAUUAAAAAAAAAUAUAUAUAAUUAUCACAAUGAGUAAUAAUAUAUAUAUAUCCAAAAAAAAAAAUACUAUAAAGGAAAAAAAAGUCUUACAAAAAAAUAGCCUGAUUCGAUUUCCUGACUUUCGCAGAUUUUCGCGCGGGACAACGAGUUCGUCCCUCCAACAGCAUCCAAAAAAAAAAUCCUUUUCCCAAAAAAAAAAAAAAACAAUCAAUUUUAAAAUGAAAAAAAAUCCUUCCCACAAUGAAAUAAGGUUUGCUUCCAAUCCGUACGUGUUAUUCGAAUAAAACUAUAAACUAAAUAUUAACGAUAAAUAAGAAUAUUAAUUGAAUUAUACCUAUUAUUGAUUAAUACUUAUAACUAGGUUUAAAAAAAAAAAGAGACAACCCGGUACAUGGCGGUCGUAAUAUCCGUAAUUCGGGUGAAUUUCAGAAAUUUUAAGGGUGCGCCCCGACUUUUUUCUAAACCCCAAAAACGAAGGGUUUAAAAAAAAAAAAAAAAAAAAAGAAUUUUAAAUCGUUGAACGAGUCGUGACGCACGUGGUUCGCCCUGUGGUACCGGUGGGAAAGUAUAACUUUGUGGUCGUUUCUUACCCAUCAUUUUUAUGCUAGCUUUUAAUGAAACACAAAAUACACACCAGGAAAAAAAAAAACACACACACACAGCAUUAAUAAACAUCUAAUACAAUAUAAAUAUAUAAAUAUAUAAAUAUAAUUAUAUUAUUGAUAUAAACUUACGAUUAUUAAGUAUCCUAGUGGUAUUAUACGACGACAUAGUUGAUUGAUCUGUUUAAUAUUGAAUGUCUGUAGACCACGGAGCGUUUGGAACUCUAUGCUAAACUUAGAGACCUUUCCUUCAUCCCCUCUCCUAAAAAAAAAAAAACCUCACCUAAACAUCCUCGGAGAAUAACCUCACAGAAUAACGAGUACAUUUACUCGACCCCCACCCCCUUCACCUUUCGAUUAAUUGGCAAGACUCCCUUUUUGUAAUUGGAAAAGAAUCAAUAUUGAAUGAGACUCGAUAUUUUAAAAUAAAUCUACUUGAUUGAAAUCUAAAGUAAAAAAAAAGCGCACUAUUUCCCUCCCCCUCUUAAUAUAUUAACGAAUUGGAAAUUGAAUUUUUUUUUUUAACAGAAAGAAAAAUCUAGAAAACAAAAUCAAAGAUUUGAAAAGAAAUAUUUCGAAUUUUUUUUUUAACAAUUGUAUUUUUUGAAUUAAAAUUUUCUUUUUACUAUAAAACCCUAAUGUCGAUUUACUGAUAAAAAAAAAAAAAUGGGAUUUUUCUUGUAGUUCAAAAUGACAGUGGCGCCACCUACGAGGCACCAUUUAGCUCAAUUUUUUUUUUCAGUGAGAGAAAUAAUUAUCGAAAUAAUUUUUUUGCAAUUUAAUUUUUGUUUCCUUCAAAAAGAAAUUAAAUAUUUUUACUCUAAACAAAUAGAUUAAUAAUAAUAAAAAAAUUAAAUAAAAAAAAAAAAUUUUUCACUAAUUGUAAAAAUUAUUUAAAAAAAAAUUAAUGAAGAAAAAAACAAACAUUAUUAUUUGAAUUUUUUUAUUUAUAAAAAAUAAUUGUGAAAAAAUUUUACAAAAAGUAACAAUUUUUUUUUUUUUUCUAAUCAUCCAUUUGUCAAACAUUAUUUCUCUCACUUUGUAAUUUGAAUUAAAAUUUUAAUAUACAAUUGAUAAUGCACUUUUUCUUGUCACUGUCAAUAAAUUCGUGAAUAGAAAGAAAUGUUUUUUUUUUUUUUUUUUUGCAAUUUAAAGAAAAUUAUAUAAAAAUAAAGAAAACAAAAAUUUAAGUGCGCGAUCAACAAAAAAAAAAAAAAAAAAUGACUGAUACCUUGUAUUAAAAAAAAAAAAAAGAAAGAAAGCCCACGUGAAAGACUCCAAACCCUCUGCAUCUGUUUAUUGAUGCGUUGCCUCGGGACGCGUCGAUUGAAAGAAGAAUCAAUUUCUCUAAAACAGGGGAAAAAAAAAAAAUUUUUUUUUUUUUUUUUUCCUCUUUUUUCGAUCGACCUUCUCGUCAAGGCCCGCCUGAUUGUUGAGUUUAAGUUUUCUUAGCUAGCGAAUUCCUUUGUACAUUCCACGGUACUAAUUUACACACGUUACUUAGCUCACCGUUUUCAAUAGUCGAUAAAAUGUGUUUUGCAGUUUUUUAGCGACUUAAAAGUUUUUAUUAACUAUUAUUAUUAUUACCAUAAUUAUUACAAUUAUUACUAUUAUUAUUAUUAUUAUUAUUAUUAUUUUUAUUAUCAUUAUUAUUAUUAUCAUUAUUAUUACUAUUAUUAUUAUUAUUAUUAUUAUUAUUAUUAUUAUUAUUAUUAUUAUUAUUAUUAUUAUUAUUAUUAUUAUUAUUUUUAUUAUUUUUAUUACUAUUAUUAUUAUUUUUUUUUUUAUUUUUAUUCUUAUUAUUAUUAUUAUUAUUAUUUAUGUUACUUUUAUUUUUAUUAUUAUUAUUAUUAUUAUUACUGUAAGUCUAAACCGUAAAUCGGCGUGAUUUUCCAAGAAAAAGAAAAAUUCGAGUCAAAUAAAUAAUGUAUCGCGUAUUUCAAUACAUCCUUGACUCGCGAAAAAAAAAAAAAAAUUGAAAACGAUUAUAUGUUAUAUGAAAUCGCGAAGCUUUUUUUUGGAAAAUAUCGACGAUAUUGCGGUAUCAUUGCUUCGUAUAAGUACUAAUAUAUCCGCAAGUUAAAAAUUGCCCAGCUGUUAAUAGUUUCCUGUUGUCAGAGGGUGAAUGGAUUUCAGUAGGAAAAGCUAUAUUUAUAGAAAAAAAAAAGAAAGAAAUUAACAAUAACCACCCUUGAAAUUGAAGAGAAAAAGAAAUUUCUUGUAUAUUUAAAGAAUUUAAUUUCUUUGAUAUAUAGACAAAUUAAAUUUCAAAAUUAUUUUAAAUAAUUGGGUGAUUAUUGUGUUCUUCCAUUUUAAAAUAACUAUUUCCCUCUCCGACGAACUUUUCAAUUUUAAAUGUAAACAUACUUUACACGAAACAUUAUAAAUACAUACACACACAUACACACACAGCUUCAUAAUUAUUGUCCAGUAAUUAAAUCUCACGUGGGAGUUUCGACAUUGCUCAUACAUCGUUCUUUAAAAAUGAUGAUACAAGGUAUUAUAAAGAAAUUUUUGAAUUUUUUUUUUUACAAAUUAAUGCCAAAUUUUUCGAAUCAUUUAUAUACAUCAAUUCACAAAUAAUUUCGAUAAAACUGGUUUUGAGUUAUCAAAAAGAAAAUAAAUUCCUUUUCUGAAAAAUCUUGAAAAAAUCAUCAUUUUGACAAUAAGUAAUGUUGAACGAUCACGUGAGACUUAAUUACCCCCCCCCUCCCCCUCUCUCGAUGAGAAUUUUUCAUUUACACCUGGGCAAGAGUCAGGCGAGCGUCGGGCCGGCUCUCAAUUUUGAAAUAGCCAUUUCGAUGAAAAGCGAAAAAAGCGAACAGACCCCCAAAACCCGACGCAAUAGAAGAAGGCAACCGGAUAAAAAUACCGUCACACAAAGAAACAGUUUCUCGCGCGGGGCCCGGUUGCGACCACCAUCAAUAAAUAUAUACUUAAAAUAAUAAUAAUAAUAAUAAUAAUAAUAAUUAAUUCUAAUUCCCCCCUUGAAUCCAAAAAAAAAAUCCAAAAUCGCUAAAAAAAACCAACCCUAUCCUUCCUAGUCUUAAAUCCUUGAAAAAAAAAGCUGGGGGUGCAUAAGGCCCCCGGUGGCCAUAAACGGAGGUCGCAGCCAUUUGGCCAUGUUGAACGGGUCCCGCGCCUUCUCUCACUCACAGCACACACUGGGCCGACUCGUCCGAUAGAAUGUGCCUUCAGUGUUGAUUUUAUACGAAAAAAAAUACUAAAAUUAUACAAAGGGGCCCGACAUAGACCGAACGCCCACCCAAAGUCUGACCGAUGCUCGCCCGCUGCCUCUUUUUUCUCUAACCAAACUGGAUCAAUCAAAACUCCCGCCUCUUCACGAUUUUCAUAUUUUUUUUCACGAUUAACAUAUUCAAUUUAUUUAAUUCGAUAUACCAUUUUAUUUAUAUGCUUUUUUAACGUAUACAGAUUAACUGAUUUUAGUCUGAUUUUAAAAUCGGUUUUGUAUGCUUUUUUAAAGUAUACAGAUUACCUGAUUUUAAAAUCUAGUAUGCUUUUUUAAAGUAUACAGAUUUCAUCUGAUUUUAAAAUCGGUGUUGUAUGCUUUUUUAAACUAUACAGAUUUCAUCUGAUUUUAAAAUUGGUCUUGUAUGCUUUUUUAAAGUAUACAGAUUACCUGAUUUUAAAAUCAAUCUUGUAUGCUUUUUUAAAGUAUACAGAUUUUCAAAAAUUCUAAUUUCAAAACUUAAUUUAUUCGGAACACAAGAAAAAUCAAGAGAAAGAGAAUAAACGUGAAGAGGUGACGCACAUAUAACAAAAACACAAAACCCCCAACCCAAUCCAGCACAAAGUGAUGAUUUUUAAUUCAGGCAAGGAGUUCGGAACGCUGCAAUAAAAAAAAAAAAAAAAAAAAAAACUAUUAAAAAAGCAAUUAUUAUGCGAUAAGUAUACUUACAUAAUAUAUAUGUGUACUAUGGUCUCUCCCACUCCCCGUUAAAAAAUAAAAAAAAAUAAAAUAAAAUAAAAAAAAACCCUAACCCAAUAAAUUGCAACGAUUUGUCGAUUUUUUUUUAACGACAAAUCGUUACGAUUGUUAGUGGUAUACAUAACCUGCCCCCUCAACCCCCCAUACAAGCGUAGAUUUAACCGCAUUACUAUUGAUGAUAAUGAUGAUGAUAAUGAUUAUGAUGAUGAUGAUGAUGAAGAUGAUGAUGACAGCUACGUAAAAGCUAACUAACUAAACUACAAUUAAACUUAUUAAUUAUUAAACACUUAACAAGCAAUAAAACAGUGUAAACAGUAAAGCCCAGUAACCAUUGAAUUGUGUGUCGACAACUACAUACUACUACCUACCGUAUAUCGAAGUAAUAGCCGUAUGUAAAAGGAAAACUUGUAUUCUACCAGUUGUAUCAGCCAGUUCAUUCUAAUAAGCAAGCGAUUUAAUGAAAAGAAAAUAAUAAUCCCCCCCCCCACUAUCCUCAAGAUAAUAAUCCGUACCUUCCAUUUCCCAAAACCCUCAAUCCUUCAACAAUAUUAUCAUCUAAAAAUUGAGUCCCGAUUGAGAAUACACUGGAUUACAUAUUAACUACUAGCGAUCGUAGACAGAUUGUAAAACUUUGUUCACUGUACGCACAUGUGUGGGGAGACCAUGUAACUUUAGCUCCGCCGCUCAUUCCAAGAUCUUACGAAAUGUUGAAAUUUCGUCGUUUCAUCAAAAAAAAAAACUUUUUCGAAGUAUACAGAUUUCAUCUGUUUUUAAAAUCUUGUAUCCUUUUUUAAGGUAUACAGAUUGACUUGAUUUUAGUCUGUAUUUAAAAUCCGUAUGCUUUUUCCAAAGUAUAUAAAGAUAAUUUUAAAAUCGGUUGUAUUUGCUUUUUUAAAGUAUACAGAUUUCAUCUGAUUUUAAAAUCAGUAGCUCUUUGGAAGAAUACAAAUUACCUGAUUUUAAAAUCAAUGUUGUAUGCUUUUUCAAAGUAUACAGAUUACCUGAUUUUAAAAUUGGUUGCUUUUUUAAAGUAUACAGAUUUAAUCUGAUUUUAAAAUCAAUCCUGUAUGCUUCUUAUAAGUAUACAGUUGGUUUUUCACGAACCAAAUCGAAAAAAUGACGAUUUUCCCACAUUUCUAGCCAGAUCUAGCCCUCUUUCCCCCCACCCCCCUCUCAGCUAGUGUAGCAGCUAGCUAAAAAGAAACCCUAAAUAAUCUUUCAUGAAUUCCUUCCCUGAACAAUUUCCCCUUCUAUUAUACCUGCCCAAAAAAAAAUUCCCCGUCAAUUCCCUACGUGUUGUAUUAUCCGUUAUUUUCGAUAUAAUAUUAAUAGUAUUAAUGAUACUUAAUGAUAAUAUGAUGACGAUAAGGUACGGGGAGACGUUUGGUCACACGAGAAACACACAUACACGCAGAACAGACACACGCGUAGGCGCGUUUCCUCGCCUUGCCGCGACAAAGAAAAUAAGAAUCUUCAUACACGCAUCAGGAAUAUGAGAUUAAUAAUAUGAUCAACCUAGUUGCCGUGAAGUUUGAACAAUGAGUGAACAAUGAGUAAUGAGACCUACCCGCGGGUCCGCUUCGUUUUUUGCCCCGGGGGAGCCAAAGUAAAAAAUUCCAUACCUUUUUUUUUGGGAACUCUUUUUCAAAAUGGUUAAAAUUUGAAAAUAGUAGCUCAAUUUAAUAAAAAAAAAAAAAAAAAAAAAAAAACAAUUGGAAUUUACUCCAAGGCUCCAACGGGCGAAUCUGCCUCGUAGCUAAACAUUUUUGUACAGAAUACAUUCAUAAACAGAUUAUAAAAUUUUCAGUUACAGAGCAGCACUAUACAUACAACACAGAUGAUGUAUAUAUUUUUACGUUACAGAAUAUGUCCUGCACGACAGCAGGCACGAUAAGACUGGUUCUCAUUUCCCACAACAAUGCGUAUACAUAUUGCCAUAUUUAUUAACAAAAUAUUCUUAUUAUAAAAUUUCACGAUAUUUCUAAGUAAUUUAAAAAAAAAAAAAAAUACCGUUACCAGAACAAAUGGAUUUUUUGGUAAAAAAAAAAAAAAAAAAAAAAAAAUAAUAAUGAACGGGGCUGCCCGCUUGCAACAUAAAUUGUUUUCUUACUUCGAAAAAAAGAAAUUCGAAAUCACAAAAAUCAAAAACCUUUCUAUUUUUCAGAAAGGAGGUAAAACAUAAAUAAAAUUCGUAUCUUUUUUUCGAAGACAAAACAAAUGAAAACAAACAAAAAAAUAAAUAAAAACGAAAAAAAAAAUGGGAGAUAAAAUAUUUCAACCUUUGGAAUUAUUGAAAAAUAAAAAAGAAAAUUUUUUCGACCAGACAAAAUUAACAUCCUAAUUUUUAUAUUCGGCCCUUCACUAAACCCAAUCUGGCAUGCCAAAGGAGAAAAAUGAAAAUACGGGAUUAAACUCCCUAUAAAAUAAAUGAGAGAAUAAAUGUUGUUUGCGGGUAUCCCGACAGAAGCAUAACGCGGGUAGGAGUAUCUGAAAAUCCCGGGCAAUUUGAGUUUUAUCUCACAAAUACCCCGGGGAACGUCCUAAGUUUUAAAAAAAAUCCGUACUCACGUUCUCUCCGCAUUAAUGAAACGAUCUAAUUUUCUUUUUCCCUUUUAGACACUUCGACUUUUUUUUAGCACAUGAAUUUCUAAAUGAAAAAUAAAAAAGGGAAUUGUUAACAUUUUUUACGGUACCGGUUACUAUAUGGUUUCGGUUACUAUGGUACCGGUUACUCUAUGGUACCGGUUACUAUAUAAUUCCCGUUACUAUGGUACCGGUUACUCUAUGGUACCGAUUACUAUAUGGUUGCCGUUACUAUGGUACCGGUUACUAUAUGGUUCCGGUUACUAUGGUACCGGUUACUCUAUGGUACCGGUUAUUAUAUGGUUCCGGUUACUAUGGUACCGGUUACUCUAUGGUUCCGGGUACUAUGGUACCGGUUACUCUAUGGUUCCGGUUACUAUGGUACCGGUUACUCUAUGGUUCCGGUUAUUAUGGUACCGGUUACUAUAUGGUUCCUGUAACUGUGGUACCGGUUACUAUAUGGUUCCGGUUACUAUGGUACCGGUUACUCUAUGGUUCCGGUUACUAUAUGGUUUCGGUUACUAUGGUACCGGUUACUAUAUGCUUCUGGUUACUAUGGUACCGGUUAGUAUAUGGUACCGGUUACUAUGGUACCAGUUAUAAUGGUACCGGUUACUAUGGUACCAGUUAUAAUGGUACCGGUUACUCUAUGGUUCCGGUUACUAUGGUACCGGUUACUCUAUGGUUCCGGUUACUAUAUGGUUUCGGUUACUAUGGUACCGGUUACUAUAUGCUUCUGGUUACUAUGGUACCGGUUAGUAUAUGGUACCGGUUACUAUGGUACCAGUUAUAAUGGUACCGGUUACUAUGGUACCAGUUAUAAUGGUACCGGUUACUCUAUGGUUCCGGUUACUAUGGUACCGGUUACUCUAUGGUACCGGUUAUUAUAUGGUUUCGGUUACUAUGGUACCGGUUACUCUAUGGUACCGGUUACUCUGUGGUACCGGUUAUUAUAUGGUUCCGGUUACUAUGGUACCGGUUACUCUAUGGUUCCGGUUAUUAUGGUACCGGUUACUAUAUGGUUCCUGUAACUGUGGUACCGGUUACUAUAUGGUUCCGGUUACUAUGGUACCGGUUAUUAUAUGGUACCCAUUAAGGUACCGAUAAAGUUGAUAAACAAUUGAAAAGCUAAGAAAUGAUAAAUUUAACAAUGAAAAAUAAAAAUUUGAAACGUAAAUUAAUUAAUUUGAGAUUAUUUUGAUUAAAUUUAAUUUUAUCUCUCUGUUAAGAGAUUUAAGUCUAUCGAAAUUAAUGUUGUUAAGGGGUGUAAAUUACUUUUUUUCUGCCACUAUUUUAAAAUCAAAAUAUAUUAUUUGGAAUUUGCGAAAAUUUUCACUGUUUCAUUCAUUUGAUUGUUGAAAAAAAUGAAAUUCCAAAAAAAAAAAAAAAUUCGAAGAGUCUAUAGGUGAAAAUUCGAUCAUUUCAAUGCCGGGAGACGUUUACUACACCAUGACACAAUUUUUGAGUUACAGUGCAAGCGAACAUCUGUAGAGCCAUAUACAUAUAGUACGUUGUUGUAUCUUAAAAACUAAUGGGAUAAACUAUAGUGAAUGUACAUUUUAUAAGGGUUAUAACAUUUCGAAAUUUGAAAGCGGCAGGAAAGCGACAGGAUUAAAAAAAAAAAAAAAGAAAAAAACUUUUUCGAAUGAGAUAGAAAAAAAUAUCCGGAAUAGCGCGCGCGCAAGAUAGAACGAGAGAGAGAAAGAGGAAAAUUGUGUGAGAGGAAUAAUAAAAAAUAAAUAAAAAAAAAAAAAAAAAAAAAAAAACAUAACAAAAUGAAGGAAAAAAUCGAUAGUUUGCAUCCGCGUCGCGAUUGACGGCAUGGUCACCGGCGGCCCCGUCCGAAACGGGUGCAAGUAACUUUAGAUGUAUAAAAAUUUAACUAUUUCUCGCGAUUUUAGGGAGCUCUAAAGAAAUUAUUGUAAAAAGGUCUAUUAUAGGGGGAGGAAACUUUAUUGAAAAGGGGUCGUGCGUGAAUGUUGAAUGACUGUAUAUGACUCAAAUAUCCUCAAAAAAAAAAAAAAAAAAACCAAAAAUGAAAAAGAGGAAAAAGAGUGAAAAAAAAAAAUUAUUGUAUAAAUUUUUUGGGAGGGUGAACUGGUCGCCCGGUGACCGCGCCUCUAUCUCGAUACAGGCUCGAAAUGCCACAAAGAGCGCCGGGUGCAAAAUUUACAACAUGAGAAAUGUAAAAAAUAAAAAUUAAUCCGGCGCUUCUCAUUUCGACAAAAAAAAAAAACAAUCGAUCUUUAAAUUUUCUUUUUUAAUAAAUUUUUCUUUUUUUUUUUGGCAAUAUCUCGAUAACUAUUAAGCGCAAAAAAAAAACAGACAAGGAGAAAGGAUUUCGACAGGUCGAAAGGUUUACAAAAUAAAAAAAAAUUGUGUACUAUUUAAAUAUUCGUAUCAAAAAAAAAAGAAAAAAAAAAAAAAAAAAAAAGGCCUCGACUUAGCGGCGCGAGUGUUGAAAAAAAAUUAAGGGGAGAGCCAAAAAGAAACAAAAAAAAAAAAAAAAAAAAAAAAGUGGGGCCGAUUAAAAAAAAUAUUUAUAAUAUAUGGCUACAAGUACAAAUUACUUCAAAUACUGAGCGUAGGUGUAUUGAUGUGUGAACAAAAUUUGGUUGGCCGGUGACCGUUUUUGGAACCAUCAUACUGCGUAUCAAAGUAUGUAAAAUUUAUUGAAUAAACGCUAGCUAUGAUAUAAUGUAAUCUAAUAUUGUAAUAUUGUAAUGAGUCUAAAUGAUGAAAAAAAAAAAAAAAAAAAAAUUAAUUUGAGGUUUAGAAGCGCGCGUGAGUGCACGUGAAUGAGAAAAAAGAGGAAAAAAAGAGGUUAUUGUGCAUACGAACAAAUUUAUGUUAUUGUCGACAUUUUUAAGAAUUUAUUAAUUUUUUUUUUUUUCUUUUCAUUUUUAUCACCACGUCGCAAAAAUUGUAUUUAUAGUGUUAAAAACAAUUUCGAGACACAAUAUAGGUCAAGUACUUCAGGGAAGGGGUAAGAAAAAAAAAAAAAAAAAUUUUUUUUUUUGUAAGAAUUCUAAAAAAAAAAAAAAAUUAAUUACGCACGGAAUGUUUGGAUCUUUUUUUUUGGACAAAAAAGUUCAUUUCGAAAAUAUCAAUCCAAAAUUUGCACGCCACAUUGGCUUUGAAAAUAUACUCUCGGCGUCUCGCGAAAUUCUAUUUUUGUAAGCAUAUUUCUAUAAAAAAAAAGGUAUACUAACGAUAUGGCAAAAUUUAUUAUUCCUAGUGUGAAACGAAAAUUGAACGUUUAGAUUUCGUUAGUAUAGUGUAAAAAAAAACGAUGUCUAGGUCCUAUUCGUGUACUUAAAGGGGAAAAAGUAAAAAAAAAAUUAUAUGUCGGUGCGAGGUAGGUUGUAAAAUUGUACAUAAAUUGCGAAGAGGAGACGCUGAGAUAUGCCACCGAGUUCAAUUGUGCGCAACGCGAUUUUGGAAAGAGACAAAAAAAAAAAAAAUCUCUCAAAAAAAAAAUCAAACCAACAUUCCUGCAUUAUCUCCGCACUGCCGUGUCUCGUCUUAUUACGAUCGCUCUCAUUUUAUUCGUUUUUAAAAUCAAAAAAAAUAGAUUAAAAAAAAAACAUUUCCUUACUUUUUUUUCUUCCCUCUAUUUUUCGAAUAAAAUGAAAUUGAUCAAAUUUUUUCUCCUUCUAUUGACGAGCGGCUUAUUUUGUAAACGAUCAUCUCCAGUUUUAAUAUUAAUAAAAAGAAAAAUUUUCCAAUAUUAAUACUACAACUCGAGACAAUCACUCAUAUAAUAGAAUUCUUCGGGAAAAAAAGGUGAUAAUAAAAAAAAUAAUAAAAAAAAAAAAAAAAAAAAAAAAAAAAAAUGGACGGCGUAGUGAGAUCAGUAAAAAAAAUUUAUUUUGUUCAGCAUUCACGAUGUUUAUUAUAUUUCAUGUUUGUACAUGUUUGUGUGCCAGUGUGUAACAACUGGCCUCUACUUGGGCCUCUGUACAUACUCACGCACGAAAAAAAAAAAAAAUAAUAAAAAAAAGGCCACUCUAUAAAUACACACGAAGUGCUACACCUAGAGUGCAAGAGAAAGAGAAUGAAAGAGCGAUAGAGAGAGAGAGAGAGAGAAAGAGAGAGAGAGAAAAUAAUAAUAAAAAAAAAAACCAAGAUAAAAGAUGAAAAAAAAGAGGCUAGGCGACACACAAGAGUAUCAUGACAAAUGCAAGUGACACCCCCACGAUACAUGUACACACACAAUCACACAUAAUUUCCAUUAUAGACACUGUCACACAUGCGAUAUUACACACAAUAUUAAUAUAUAUAUACGACUCCAUAGAUGAUGGCGCGGCACACUCACAUAGUGUCUCUCGGAUUGUUCCACAAAACUUUUCAUUCAAGUUUGCUUCAAGAAACCUUCUGUUUUCUAAUGUAUGACGUGUUGUUGUCGAUAUAUAAAAUAAACUUAAUAAAAAAAUAAA